AUGCCAGUUUCAAUACCUGCUAGAAAAUCACUGUGUUCUGUUGCUGGUAAGCUGAAUGGGUUUGUUUCAUAUCGUGCAUAUUUAGUACACGGUGCACGAUGGCAAAGAACAGCGUCUGCCAGUGACUCAACAGAACGAAAGACAAAUCCGUGUGGGGAUUUUCAAAGCGCCCUGCCUUUUGAAUCGAUACCAGGACCAAAGGGAUUGCCAUACUUUGGAACUCUUUUACAGUACAAAGCAGGUCGAUUAAAAGUUGCAAACUUGCACAACGUUUUCCUGGAUUACUACAAGCGGUAUGGUAAAAUUGUCAAGGAUACCGUUGCUGGACAAACAGUGAUUCACAUUUUCGAUCCGGAUUAUGUGAAAGACUAUUUCCAGCAAGAAGACAAACUGCCCGAUGUGCCGCCAUUGCUGGACGUCACUAAACAAUACAGAAAUGACCGGAAGCAGUCGCCUGGCCUUGGAAACUCCCUGGGCAAAGAGUGGUACAGACUGAGAAGUGGGGUUCAGAAAGCAAUGCUGGCCCCCACAGAGGUAGUCAGGUACUUCCCUAAGGUUAACAGUGUGGCAGAGGAAUUCCUGCAGAAGCUCUUGAAAAUAAGAGAUGGCUGCGGACAAGUUCCCCAUUUGCGGAAUGAAAUUGCACGCUGGUCCAUAGAAUCUGCAUGGAUCACGGCGUUUGACACCCAUUUCGGAUGCAUUGCCAACAAAGAUCACACGGAAGCCCAGGCCAUAAUUGACGCCAAUGCUCUGAUAUUCCGUCUCUCCGUGGACAUGAAGUUUUCCGUGCCUUGGUACAAGAUCUUCCCCACCCCAAAGCGACGACGGAUCUACGCGGCCGAGGACUACAUAUUAAGUAUUGUCCAAAAACACGUGGAUCAAACUGUCGAGAAGAUCAAAGUAUUACAAGACAAAGGCGAAUUAUUGGACGGUCAAUACAGCUUCUUGACGUACUUGUUGUCAAGGGAACAACUGACGUAUACAGACAUCGUCAUCCUCACGCUCUCACUUCCUUUUGAUGGCGUCAGCACGAACGCAAGAAUGCUUUACUUCAACAUGUACUGCAUUGCCAAGAAUCCAGACGUCCAGAAAAAACUGUACAAUGAAAUCGAGCAACAUCUUCCAGGGGACGAACCUUUGACACCCGAGAAGCUCAGCAAAUUAUCCUACCUCAAGGCUUGUGUGAAGGAAACUUUUAGGUUUUUUCCGAUUGGGCUAGAGAUUUCCCGGAUUUUGAAGAAAGACAUGGUUAUCGGGGGCUAUCAGCUACCUGCCGGAACUCAGUUGGAGAUGAACAACUUCGUGAUGGCCAUGCUGCCCGAGUACUUUGUGAGCCCAGAGAGGUAUCUGCCUGAACGAUGGAUCAAGGACACCUCGACACAAAACAUUCACCCCUUCAUCAUGAUCCCAUUUGGGCACGGCCCGCGCAUGUGUGUUGGAAGACGAUUUGCGGAGCAAGAGCUGUACACGAUGUUGACAAAGCUGUUCAAGACUUUCCACAUUGAAUGGACCGGUGCGGACUUGGACAAGAGCUAUCGUAUUUUGACGGAACCUAGCAGACCGUCGCAGUUCAUUUUUACCGAACGAAAUCCCAAGUAA
Liolophura sinensis is the source of this 1599-nucleotide messenger RNA. RefSeq names its product probable cytochrome P450 CYP44. The record is from RefSeq and is a predicted model, not a curated record. Lineage: Eukaryota; Metazoa; Mollusca; Polyplacophora; Chitonida; Chitonidae. The transcript is spliced from 9 exons. The coding region runs from base 1 to 1599 and encodes 532 amino acids. Gene Ontology annotation, molecular function: oxidoreductase activity, acting on paired donors, with incorporation or reduction of molecular oxygen; iron ion binding; monooxygenase activity.